Hibiscus syriacus is the source of this 2854-nucleotide messenger RNA. RefSeq lists its product as uncharacterized. The transcript is spliced from 11 exons. The record is from RefSeq and is a predicted model, not a curated record. The coding region runs from base 247 to 2733 and encodes 828 amino acids. NCBI's taxonomy places the organism in Eukaryota, Viridiplantae, Streptophyta, Magnoliopsida, Malvales, Malvaceae.
CAAUCAUCCAAGUUUGAAGUUUCUAGCACUAAAAAGAAAGCCAGCCCCUCACGCUUCUCUUCUUCUUCUUCUUCUUCUUUGAUUUCCAACAUCUUUUGAUAGAAACCUGUCUCGAAGCUUGAAUCUUUGAACACUGGCUAAAACAAAAGCUUGAAUCUUUGGAAAUCAGUUACCAAGAAAACUUGUUUUCAACUCAAAUCAUGGAUUCAGCUCUUCAAUCUUGAAAGGAAAAAGUUGUAGAAAAAGAUGGUUUUAAGUUUGCCGGUUACUCAGUUAAAAGCAUCGGAUUUUGGGUUGAAUUAUCUGAUAAACAGCAAUGAAAACAUUUCCAAGUUUGGGUAUUUGUCAACAAGAUCUGCUUCAAAGCACAAGCUAAGGUUCAAACUUGUGGGAGCUCAGAGGGAUAGAUGGAAGCUCAAUGACAUUGACCCCAAGACUUUGCAAGAAAGAAUGAAUUCAUGGCUGUCAAAGACCCAACAUUUUUUGAGUGAGGUAACUUUGCCACUUGUAAAAACCGCUCAAAGUGGAACCGGAAAACCUGAUACUGGAAAUGAAGCUGGCACUCAAGACAUUGAAGACAUCUUCAUGGCAGAAGGAAUCAUUCCUAGUAGUAUGCCUAAUGGAAAUCUUUCAUUAGCUGCUAUUGUGUCUAUUGAGCAGUUUAGCAGGAUGAAUGGAUUGAGUGGCAAAAGAAUGCAGAAGAUAUUCAAAGCUCUCAUUCCGAAACCCGAGUAUGAUGAUGCUCGUAACUUAGUGGAGUAUUGCUGCUUUAGGUUCUUGUCAAGGGAUGCCUCUGAUCUGCAUCCCUGCCUCAAGGAACAUGCAUUCCAGAGAUUAAUGUUCAUCACAAUGCUUGCUUGGGAGAAUCCUUACAGUGAUAAAAACAAUUCGCAUGCUUAUGCACUCACGAAAUCUUCUGUUAAGGGAAAGCUAGUGGGAGAAGAAGCUUUUACUCGAAUCGCUCCUGCAAUUUCGGGUGUGGCUGAUCACCCUACAGUACAUAACCUUUUCAAAGCUCUUGCCUGUGAUGAACCGGGCAUCUCAUUAAGAGUGUGGUUAACUUAUAUCAAUGAACUUCUCAAAGUGCAUGAAGGAAGGAGAUCGUAUCAAAUCCAUGAAUAUCCUCAGCUUUCAGAUGAAAGAAUCUUGUGCGUCGGCUCUAGCAGGAAACGACCUGUUCUAAAAUGGGAGAAUAACAUGGCAUGGCCUGGGAAACUUACUCUAACCGAUAAAGCCCUGUACUUCGAGGCUGUUAAAUUUAAAGGUCAAAACGAUCCAAUAAGACUUGAUCUUACAGGUCCGGGAUUGGAUGUUAAGAAAGUAAAAGUCGGGCCUUUCAACUCAGGGCUUUUUGACUCUGGAGUAGCUGUUUCAUCGGGUCCGGGAACGCAAACAUGGGUGUUGGAGUUUGUCGACUUGGGAGGUGAAUUGAGGCGAGAUGUUUGGCACGCAUCUAUCAGUGAAAUUAUAACUCUACACAAGUUUCUUAGUGAGUAUGGACCGGAUGAUAAUGACCGAUCACUGUCCCAAGUAUUCGGUUCUCAAAAAGGGAAGCAAAAGGCUACGACUGGUGCCGUUAAUGGCAUUGCUAGACUUCAAGCACUCCAGUUCAUGCGAAAGUUGUUGGAUGAUCCAAUCAAACUUGUUCAGUUAUCGUUUUUGCAAAAUGCACCCCAUGGUGAUCUCGUGUUCCAAACUCUAGCCGUAAACUAUUGGGGUGGACCAUUAGUUGUAAAAGCUACGGAUGCGGGGUAUCAACGAGCUGAAGGAACAAUCCCUUCUGAAUCAGCAUUAGAUAUCAGCGAUCAUGUAUUUGACAUCGACGGAAGUGUUUACCUGCGGAAGUGGAUGAGAUCUCCAUCUUGGGUUUCUAGUGCUUCCAUUAGUUUUUGGAAGCAUUCUUCAAGUAGACCAGCAGUAGUGCUAAAUAAAAAUCUUGUUGUGGCUGAUAAGUCUCUCAUUGAAAGGGCAGCAGGGAUCUGUAAACAAAAAUACCAGGCAGUGGAAAAAACUCAAGCCACCAUCGAUGCAGCGAAACUUGAAGGGAUACCCAGUAAUAUCGACCUUUUCAAGGAACUUCUUCUUCCUUUUACAAUCACUGCUCGGAAUUUUGACAAGCUUAGACGCUGGGAGGAGCCACACUUGACUGUCUCUUUCCUUGCAUUUGUUUAUACAAUUAUUUUCAGAAACCUGCUUCCAUAUGUUUUUCCGGUGGCUUUGAUUGUCUUAGCAGCCUGCAUGCUAACCCUUAAAGGCCUCAAGGAGCAAGGUCGUCUUGGUAGAUCUUUCGGGAAAGUCACUAUACGUGAUCAGCCACCUUCAAAUACUAUUCAAAAGAUCAUAGCAGUAAAAGAUGGCAUCCGCGACGUGGAGUAUUUUCUCCAGAAUCUGAACGUUACUCUCCUGAAAUUACGCACGAUCCUCCUUGCCGGUCAGCCUCAGAUAACAACCGAGGUUGCUCUAGUGUUUUUAAUGUCCGCAACCAUUCUUCUCAUCAUACCUUUCAAGUACGUACUUGCGUUUGUUCUAUGCGAUCUCUUCACCCGAGAGCUCGAAUUCAGGAGGGAAAUGGUCAAGAGAUUCCUAAACUUCUUGAAAGAGCGUUGGGUUACGGUGCCGGCAGCCCCCGUAAUUGUAUUACCGUUUGAAGACAAGGAGUCCAAAUCAGUGAACCAAAAAAGCCAAACUGGUAAAAAUGCAAUCAGAAACAAUGCAGAGGGAUUGGAGACGUAGUUUUUUGACAUCCAUAUACACUUUGUAGUUCUAUAGUGAAAAAAAUCAGUUCUUUUAUGCUCAUAAGCAUAAGCAUAGAAAGAGUUGCAGACAUUGAAAUUCGAACAUAGAGAUUGUAACA